GCUCGGAGCUGCAGCAUGCCGCCGUUCCACGCGCUCUGCGCCGCGGUCUCCGCCACGGCGGUCGUGGUGAUGCUCACGGCGUCGGUCGUCGGUGCCCGGGAGCAAGGUGACACUGUCGAGGUCGGGGAGCGGGUGUUGGUGCGACUCAACGUGGCAGGGGAGGGCGGCGGGGUGGUGCUCUUCAUGAUGUGCGACAACAAAGCCUGCGGCAAGGUGGAGUGGUGGAGCGUCGAACCCUACAAGGAGCCCGCCAUCCGCUACAAGUCCUUUGUGAACUGUGACAGCGACGGUUGGGGCGGAACGCGAGUCGAUGGUAACGUUAACAAGGACAGCGACGUCAACAAGCAGUUUCCGGCUUCCACUCAGCUCCUCGUGACCCGGACCUCCGACGCGCUCCUCACCGUCCAGCUGUUCAACGGCCGCACCGCGAUGUCGGCUACUAAAGUGGCUCUCUCCAAAACCAUGAACCGGCUGUACAUCAAGAAACACCGGGAACUGCUCCUCUCCCGCGCCAACAUGACAUUCGAAUUCCUCGGUGCGUGCUGUGCUGAGCCUGCAAGUUGUAACGAAUUUUCUGCUCGAUUUCAGGGCCACUUUGUUUGUGUUGUCCCCCGCAGACCUCUACGAGUUCGACUCGUCCAUGUGCGCCAACGGAGGUGUGUUCGUCACAGAGACGAACUCUUGCGAGUGCGCGCACGGCUUCCACGGGUCGAACUGCGAGACAGACUUGCUUUCCACACGGGGUGCGGCCCGGACCGCUACGGCCGCAGCUGUAGCAGCAAGUGCUCCGGGAACGGCCGGGGCUGUAGGGGAGGCCUCUUCAAGGACGUCCGGCAGGUGGGCUCCAAGGUCUGCGGCACGGGGUUGCACGGCCACGUCUGCGAUCAGGUGUGCAGCCCCGGGCUGUACGGCCCCGGCUGCACCCUGAGCUGCGGCCAGUGCGACCCCGACCCCGGGCAGUGCGACCCGUACACCGGCCAGUGCCCGGCGGGCUGCCGGCCCGGCUACCAAGGGUCAUCCUGCCAACGCGAGCUCACCCACCUCACCGUGGGCCCCGACAUCGCCAACGUCACCGACACCUCGAUCAGCGGCACCUUCACGCCGUCGGCGGACAACGUGCAGGGUUCCGGCACCGUCUCGUACUACGACGUGCAGUACAGGGAAGUGAACGCGGCGGGGCUCGGCGCUGGCAACUGGGUCUCACGAGUGCUGGUGGAGCGCCUGCGGAGCAGCUGGUCGGCGUCGCCCGAGGCGUCGCCCCCCGAGGUACACAACUUCGUCGUUAGAGGACUGCGUCCUGGAGUCGAGCACGAGCUGCGGGUCGUCCUGCUCGACAACGCACUGAGAGGCUACGAGGCCGUGCCGCGAGUCCGCGUCAGCACCACUGGGACUCGUCGCAUAUCCGACAUCACUGUGUACAACGUGACGGCGCGCGCGGCUAACAUCUCGUGGUCCAAUCCCGUCGGCGACGCCGUCCUUGUGCGAUACGAGUGCGUCAAGUGGCUAGCGUGCUUCGAGGACUGCUUCCGGUCGUCAAACAUGUUUAUCAUCGGCGAGCUCGAGAACCGCACGACUGCGAGCAUCGAAGGGCUGCUGCCCGGGGCGACCUAUCGGGUGCUGGUGUCCCCCAAGAACGCUGCCCGCGAACAAGCAGAAUGCACUACUUUUACAACACAAUUCACAGUCCCGGACGCCGUGCCCAAGGCCGUGGUCGAGGUCGACGAGGCAGUGAACAGGUCGGGCGCCGCCGACGCCGACCCGGGGGUGGUCUCGGUGAACGACAUGUCGGCCACCAUUCGCUGGAGGAUGCCGGAGUCCUGCGGUGAUCUGAACGGCCUUGUGACGGGCACACGGUGGCAGCUGUUCCUCCGUGCGGGCGCGUGCACGCAGGGCUGCUCCCCGGUCUUGUCCUCGGGCUUGACGGCGCGCACGGAGCUGGAUCUGGAGGCCCUCGAGCCGAGCACGGCCUACGAGCUCCGACUUUGGCUCUUCAACACCGAGGGCUACAACCCGGAGCGCUACCUAAGCGUGCGCUUCAAUACAGCGGCACCGGCAGCAUAAAGUAAUCACAAUAUCCUGGACAGCAUGAUGUACCAGGUGGCUGAUUCACGCCGCGCACUUCUGUACUUAUGCUGUACCGCAUGCACGAGUGCGGGCGGUUUGCCUACUCGCUCGGCUCGAAAAGCGCCGUGGAUAGGGGCGAUAGGAAAGCCCGCCCGCACUUGUGCAUGCGGUACAAUAUACCUACAGAAGUGCGCGGCGUGAAUCAGCCACCUGGUAUGUUACUUACCAGUGCAUCGUUAUUUUUACCGCUCUCCUGUCGUAUGACAUGUCCCUUAGAAUUGUUUCGA
Molecule: messenger RNA, 2351 nt
Organism: Frankliniella occidentalis (western flower thrips)
Lineage: Eukaryota; Metazoa; Arthropoda; Insecta; Thysanoptera; Thripidae
Exons: 10
Coding region: 16-2061 (681 amino acids)
Molecular function (GO): protein binding
Source: RefSeq, a predicted model, not a curated record